Oikopleura dioica is the source of this 885-nucleotide messenger RNA. The record is from the annotation of a GenBank genome assembly. Lineage: Eukaryota; Metazoa; Chordata; Appendicularia; Copelata; Oikopleuridae.
AUGGGUUUUGUAACGAACCUUUCUGAUAAGGAUGCGAGAAAGGCGCUGGAAGAGUUGAACGAAAAUCCGGAAACGAGGGAUGAAAAAAUUCAAGAGUUGAGACGGCUUUGCCUCGAUUCCCCAAAAAUCCCUGAAGUCUGCAGAGAACGGCUAGACGACGUCUUUCUCGUCCGAUUCCUCCGUGUUUCAAAAUUCGAUCUCGAUCGAGCACUCAAUCGUCUGGAAAACUACUUCCAGCUGCAAAUCGACUGGCCGGAGAAUUUUGGCGACUUCCGAUUCGAAACGAUCAAACCAUUACUUGAAGCUGGAAUGAGCCAGUUGAUGAAGAAAAGAGGCGAAGACGGGAUGAGCACAAUUUGUUUCAGAGCAAAAGAGUGGGACUAUGAGAAAUAUCCGAUUAGCAUGGUUUACAGGGCGGCGACUUUUGUGUUUGAAUACUGUCUUCUAGAUGAAUCAUUCCAAAUAAACGGCUGCCGCGCUGUUGGAGACAUGUCUGGCCUAUCCUUCGCCUACAUGCGGCACAUGGAAAUCCGAAUCGUCAAAAUGUGGGCCCGGGCGCUUGAUAAAUGCCUUCCCGUCAGAACGAAGAGCAUGAUCAUCUUCAAUCAACCGUCGUUUAUCGUGAUGAUUUUCAAGAUCUUCCAAAUGGUCAUGUCCAAGAAAAUGAGGGAACGAAUGCAGAUGUUUGGCAAGAAUGAAGGAUCUGUCAGACAAAUUCUUCUUGAAAAUGUCGGCGAAGAAAGCCUUCCAGAAGACUUCGGCGGAACUGUAACUCAGGAAGAAGCGAAAAAGUUCCUUGAAGACAUAGAAGAGAAAGCACCGCAGAUUGAAAAAAGCUUUUCCUACCUUCAAAAGCUCUAUGAAAAGAGCGGCACUGAACUUUAA